Aedes aegypti (yellow fever mosquito) is the source of this 796-nucleotide messenger RNA. RefSeq names its product 39S ribosomal protein L17, mitochondrial. Gene Ontology annotation, molecular function: structural constituent of ribosome. The record is from RefSeq and is a predicted model, not a curated record. Gene Ontology annotation, biological process: translation. NCBI's taxonomy places the organism in Eukaryota, Metazoa, Arthropoda, Insecta, Diptera, Culicidae. Bases 158 to 739 code for a protein of 193 amino acids. The transcript has a single exon. Gene Ontology annotation, cellular component: mitochondrial large ribosomal subunit; ribosome.
UUUGAUCCGAUGCUCGUCUCGCACUGUUCCUGGCUCAACUUCGCCAGAGAAAAAUGUGUUUUGAUUGAAUAAUCACCGGUUCGCAGUGCAAGUUUUUUAGAAAAAUCGUCGAAUAACAGUGAAAUAAUACCUCGUUGUCCCGUGCAGUGCAGUGAACAUGAAUCAAGCAGAGGUGGCCAAACUGAUGUCGCAGCUGAAAAUAGCCGUUCGUCCGCGCCAUCGCAAUCUGAAAAACAUUGACGGGCCGGAGGGAAGGCUGAACAAGUUGCGCAAAACCGUCACGGCAUUGGUGAAACACGAACGAAUCGAACUGAACUAUCAGAGGGCGGAUGAGGCGCGUGGUUACGCAGAACGGCUAAUUUCGGAUGCCAUCCGAUACGGGGACCGGCACCAGCCAACGAUGGAAAUGGCCGACUUCUGGCUGACGGAGAAACAGCUGGUGCACAAACUGUUCAAAGUGUUGGCGCCGCGCUUCGAAGAGUACAAAGUAUCCGCCACCAGAAUGUACAAAGCGCCGAAGGAAUACCCCGGAUGGUACCGGAAGCGGGCCGUGCUGGAGCUGAGGGGGAAUCCGUAUCCGGCUUUGGUGCAAAAUCUCCAUCAAAACCGGAACCUGCUGCACAACGUUCUGCUGGAUGAGGCUCGGAAGGACUUCCGGAAGGAGAAGUACGCGGAAAUUGCGGCCCAGAUUGGUGCGGAGCCGGCGAAAGAAACCAGUGAAAGUGAAGAGAAGAAAUGAAGGGACGGGUGGAUAGGUUAAUCGGUAACAAAAUAGAACUAAUGCGAAUGGUUGCAA